This is a messenger RNA of Halichondria panicea, 4976 nucleotides long. Its product is annotated as microtubule-associated serine/threonine-protein kinase 2-like. Gene Ontology annotation, molecular function: protein serine/threonine kinase activity; ATP binding; protein binding. NCBI's taxonomy places the organism in Eukaryota, Metazoa, Porifera, Demospongiae, Suberitida, Halichondriidae. The transcript has 20 exons. Gene Ontology annotation, biological process: intracellular signal transduction; peptidyl-serine phosphorylation. The record is from RefSeq and is a predicted model, not a curated record. Bases 248 to 4303 code for a protein of 1351 amino acids.
AACUGCUAAUUUAAUUCUGUCAAAUUAGCUAGCUAGUUUAUAAACACUCUAAAGACCAUUUCUCUAAAAGUUUGUAGUUGCAUAGCAUUUGUACAUAGCUGAUCUAGCCAAGUUGCAAUUUACAGCUGAGAUUUGCAACUGCCACGGCCUUAAAUUGAGCUCUGAAAGAUAUGAACACUGAAACUAUAUUGGCACUUUACAUGAUUCCUAAUAGGCUUUAAAUUCCCGAUCAUCAACAAGCAACAGCAUGUCGUCAAGACCUAGAGUACCUAAGCUGCGUAUACCAGGGCAAAGAUCUUCACUGUCUGACUACGAGUCUGACAAUGAUGAACUGAACAAGACUCUUCCUCACAACUUCAAGUUUGGUCAGCACCUAACAGCCCCGCCCACUAUGCAGUCCUCAUCCCUCCGCUCCUCCCCCAUACGCUCCAUGGCUAGUUCCUCACGAAGUCCCCGGACCACCUCCAUACAGAGGAGGCAACCAGUGGCAGCCAACUCACGUCCUAGCCCCUCCCGUUUCAAGAAUAAGGAGCGAUGUCAUCAUCUCAACAAGUCUGAUCCAGCCAUCGCUAGAAACUGUCUCCUGAGCCCAGAGGACAGCUUUGAGGAGGACUACACGUACCAACAUGACAGCCUGGCGAGGAGAGAGGGGCUGAAGCUGCCGGCACGAGCUCAAUCCCUCAACUAUCCCAAGUCCCCCCAGUCUCCGAGGAUCGCCUCCCCCUCUCCAGGGGAAUUCCCCAGCAUAGCCAGUCCCAGGAAUUGGCAUCCUAUCAAUCCAAACUUCAUGAGAUUUGCAGAUGGGCGAAGAUCGGACAUGGGCGAGCGUGGCAGGAGGUGGUCUGUCGUUUCUGUGGCUUCAUCCGGUUACAAGACGGAAGCCACUGACUCUCCAAUCUCCCUCUCCUCCUACCCCUCACAUGAACAAAUUCAUCAGCUACCGACCACACCCACAAUGGACGAUUUCAACAUAUUUGUGCGUCACUUUCGCUCAGACUCUGACGGCAGUGUUGUCAUCACAGACGAUAACGGUCAACCCAUCGAUAUCAUACGCCCACGUCCCAGGGCACGAAGUCUCAGUCCAGAGAGGUCACCUCGGGAGAUAUUGUUGGACCUGGACGCCACUCACAAUAUAUUCAAGGACAAGUUCCCUCGGGCCAAGGAGGAGAUGGAAGAGAAGCUACAGGACUUCCUGACCAAAUACUCUGAGUCUAAAUAUGAACUUGCUGACUCCACCCUCAACUUUGGACGUCACAAGAUUCUCGAAUGUGCUCGUGAGAUAUGUGAGAAGUCACGUGACGGAAUCAUCACCAAAGACUCCAUUAUUCAGAUGUCCGAUGAUCUCCAGCUAGUGCUCAGAGAUGUCAAGGAUCGCACUGGCAAUCGUCCUGAGUGUCUGGAACAUUUGGUCAGAAAACUACUCAUAAUCGUGGGAAGAAUUGCACGACUACUUGAGAUUAUGCAGUUUGACCCUGAGGAUUUCAGUAGUACGAUAGCGGACAGCAGUUUGGACAAGCCCACGAGGCUCAUGUUCAUGAGCUCCUCCCACAUGCCCUACAUCCUCAACCGCCUCUCCACAUCCCUCACCAGUCAGGAAGAGGGAGACACUGAAGAUGGUGAGGGUGGCCAGAUGCGAGGGAAGAGAACAACGUCGGUGGACUGGAAACCUGCUGAACCAGCUAAACAACAUUCAAGGGACGACUUCAACGUUAUCAAGCCCAUCAGUAACGGGGCAUACGGUGCUGUGUAUCUGGUGAGACACAGGGAGACUGGAACACGGUUUGCCAUGAAGAAGGUUAGCAAACACCGCACAGCCAUGAAGAAACAAGUCCAGCAAGUCUUCUAUGAGAGAGACAUACUCAGCUUUGCAGAGAACCCCUUCGUAGUGGGGCUCUGGUGCACCUUCCAAGAUAAGAGCUACCUGUACAUGGUGAUGGAAUAUGUGGAGGGUGGGGACGUCGGCACUCUACUCAAGAAUAUCAGCUGCCUUCCCGUUGACUUGGCAACCAUGUAUUUUGCUGAGACGGUACUGGCACUUGAGUACAUACAUAGCUAUGGUGUCAUACACAGGGACCUCAAGCCAGACAAUCUUCUGAUCACCUCUGAAGGCCAUAUAAAAUUAACGGAUUUUGGACUCUCAAAAAUUGGCCUUGUCAACUACACGGCUCAUGUGAUUGAGGAUGCCUGGACACGAGACCGUCAGUUUAAAGAUGCAGAAGUGUACGGCACACCUGACUAUAUAGCCCCUGAGGUGAUCCUGGGCCAGGCCUAUGGGUUUGCUGUGGACUGGUGGUCAAUGGGGGUCAUUCUGUACGAGAUGAUGAUAGGAACCACACCAUUCUGGAGCACCACUGUACAAGAGCUCUUUGAGGAGAUCACUGACGAGAACCUGGUCAUCAACUGGCCUGAUGCAGAGGAUGAUGACAUACCUCCUGAGGGCAAGGACAUAGUAGAGCAGCUGCUCUGUCACGAUCCCUACUCACGCCUGGGUUCAUCCACUCGUGGAGGUGUGGAUGUGGUCAAGGAACACCCUUUCUUUGAUGACCUAGACUGGAGAAACCUUCUCCUACGCAAGUCAGAGUUUAUCCCCAGUCUCUCUGGGGAAGACGACACUAGCUACUUCGAUCCACGUACGGAUCGCUACUCCCACGACUUUGCCAGUGAUGAAGAGGAUGGUCCGGGCGACGAAGACCUUCAAGAAGAGUUCAAAAACUUUGGCACCACGACACCACGGUUUUCUCACCUCUUGGACCAACUGAGCUUUGAAGAUAUCUCCAAUCCGCCCACUCCUUCUAGUGGUCCUCAGAGCAUUGCAUCCAAGAUCAUAUUGGAACCAAAUCAUGAGAAAAGAGAUUCUGGGAUAUCUGGAAUUGAAGAUCCUGCAGUGAAGAUAUUGGACGAUGAUGGAGAUGAUGCAGUGACAGUGCUGCGUCAUGAUAGUGCAGAGAGUGUGCACACUGUGGAGGAUAAGGACGAGGAGGCAACUGAUGAUGAUAAUGAUGAUGGUGUUAUCACACAUAUUGAUGAGGUAUCAGAAGAUGAGUCAAACUUGCAGCCCACCCCCACUGGGACCAUCACUCCUCACACACCCCCCACUUCCUCCACAAUGAUCACACCCCCACGUCACGAGAGCCUCUCCCCAUUCUCAGCUAGUAUGGGACAGAAGAAUGUUCGUGUGGAGGGAUCUAGCAAGUUGUCUGUGACCACCUUGUCAGACCUGGACAUCAUGGUCUCCCCUCCCACUCCAGGAGGGAUAGCGGACACGUCCUCAGGCAGUAGUAUACUGGAGUCACUGAGCCCCAUUGGCAGUCCUCGUAGCUCAAUGGUGUCCAACCCCAUCACUAUCAAGAGAGGAUCUAACGGGUUUGGUAUCAUCUUCAAGGCUGUGAGGGUCUACCUUGGAGAGUCCAAUGAUUACAGAAUGCACCAUAUUGUCGAGAGUGUUGAUAAGAAAUCUCCUGCUUGGGAGGCGGGCAUACGAAAGGAUCAGCUGAUCACACACAUCAACGGAGUGGCCAUCAUUGGACUACAACAUGUACAAGUCAUCUCGUUAAUGGUGGACAAGAAGAACACAGUGAUCACCAUCAGUACCAUCCCCCUUGAGCAGACAAGCAUUCAGAAGGAUAAGAAGAAACGCUCCCCUUCUCUUGGACAUCGUAUUGGGAAGAUGCUGCGUCAUCGCUCCAGUAGUGGACGCCUUAAGAGCAAGAAACAAUCGUUCUUUAAAAGACUGAGUCGUAACAAGAGUGGGCGUGGCCUGGACAGCCCCGGGCACUCUUCUAGUGGCACACCCUCCCCCAAACACCCGUCCUCUCCCCAUCGCUCUGACUCAUUCAAACAGAGACUAGCUAAAGUGAUGGGUGGUGGUACUAGCAGGAGGAGUAGACACACGCCCAUGUCUCCUCUAGCUAGGAGUACCUCCCCAGUGGGUCUAGGACACAACCCUCCGUCCAGUUGCUCCCCUCCUGGCUCUAUGUCUAACGUCAGCAAUUCCACACCUCCUAAUUCACCGACCAAUCCAAAUAACCGACGCCCGGAGAGGCACAGUAUGUUUGUUGAUUCUCAGCUGUUAGUUCACCAGAAGAGCUUCAGUGGAGACAAGAAGAGCUCGCCACACACGUCCCCUCUACUCACUCGAGCCAUGUCACCGUCAGGUCGGAACAAACCCAAGCGCUCCAUCACACUUCCUCGUGAAGGUGGCAGAGAAGUCAAGCAUCACAAGAAAACGUCAAAGUCUAAAUCGGUUCAUUUAUCCACUCCUGAAAGAACUGAAGAAGCAGAUGAAGGGUUGACUAACUUUUGAAAACAUUGUGACUUUUUUUGUUCAAAUUUGCAAUCUCCUCUAUAUUAUACUGUGGUGUAGUGCACAUGCUAUACACAUGUACUUCAUUCCUUGUAUGUUUCUUCAUCCCACACCACACGCGUAUAUCAUGUUCUAUCGUGCACUUUGCACUGCUUAUAAUUGUAAGUCAUAUUUGUCUAAAGAAGUAUAAUUAUCAUAAAAUAAUUAUUCAGUAAAAUACGGCAUGUCAUGAAUAAUAAACAAUAUUUAACUAUUCUAUUACUACAACAGUCGUGAGUUUAUUAUUAGUGUACAGGAGUCUCUUGUGGAGUAGCCUGGUUACUAGUCUUUGUCUUGUCGUUGCCUGCCUCCUCAGAUGGUAGUCCCCAGUAAUGGACGUUGUACCUCACUGGCCUCAACACGGUGCGAGGACCCAGCCAGGUGUACUGCAGUUGUGGUUCCCAUGACAGCACAGUAUGGGACCGAAUCACAGGAGUAUCUUUUGAUUUCACUGUUGUCUCAUCGUCUGACUUUGAUUUGACUUCAUCUCCAUCUGAUGACUUGGUUUGGUCCACUUUUGAUUUGACUUCCUCCUCGUCUGAUGACUUGGUUUCAUUCACCUUAGCUUCAGCCUCUCUGUCCUCAGGGCACGCAGUGUGAGGGCACUCGCUACCCUCAGGGCACACAGUGUCGC